AUCAAGUAUAUGAGUAUGAGCGAAACUAAGGAUAAGAUUGUCCUUCAUUGGCUCCAGCACUCACGUGCUACCAGAAUUCUCUGGCUUUUAGAAGAAUUGAAACUUCCAUAUGAAAUUAAGGUUUAUAAAAGAGAUCUGCAAUACCGUGCACCACAGGAACUUAAGAAGAUCCACCCACUAGGAAGAUCUCCUCUAGUUGAAAUCAUCCCAGAAGGGACGUCCAAACCCGUAGUGUUGGCCGAAACUGGAUACAUAAUUCAAUAUUUGCUUGAUCACUAUAAUCCUUCUGGGGAAUUGGUACCAUCCUCGCCAGAAAAUCGUGAGUUGGUCAAAUAUUAUUUGAACUACACCGAGGGAACUCUUCAAUCUCUCUUGGUAUCUCUUUUGGUAAACUCAAAGGCCAAAUCCAGUGCACCAUUUGGAUUUGGAUUUUUAAUGAAUAAAUUGGUUGGUGGGAUAAAUCAAGCCUAUUAUUUGCCUGAGUUACUCUCCAAUCUUUCGUUUUUGGAUGCUCAAUUGGCCAAACAAAGUGGUGGAUAUUUUGCUGGAGAUAGACUCUCUGCAGCAGAUAUCAUUCUUUCAUUCCCAUUGUAUGAGAAUACAUUUGCCAACCCGGAGAGGGCCCUGCAAACACUUGGACAGAGUAUUAAUCUUGUUGAGAAGUUCCCCCACAUCCAUAAAUGGUCUGAGAAGAUCAAGGAUGAACCAGGGUAUAUCAAGGCUGGGAAGAUUCUUGAAUCGAAGCUUUAA
[Candida] anglica is the source of this 750-nucleotide messenger RNA. NCBI's taxonomy places the organism in Eukaryota, Fungi, Ascomycota, Pichiomycetes, Serinales, Debaryomycetaceae. The record is from the annotation of a GenBank genome assembly.